Macadamia integrifolia is the source of this 1190-nucleotide messenger RNA. Its product is annotated as B3 domain-containing protein Os04g0386900-like. NCBI's taxonomy places the organism in Eukaryota, Viridiplantae, Streptophyta, Magnoliopsida, Proteales, Proteaceae. Bases 293 to 949 code for a protein of 218 amino acids. Gene Ontology annotation, molecular function: DNA binding. The record is from RefSeq and is a predicted model, not a curated record. The transcript has 5 exons.
GGAAAUUUUAAAAGUUGUUCCCUCUCUUUUCCUUACUUCUUUGUCUCAUUAAAAACUUCUGACUUGUGAGGUCUAAGCAGUAGUUGUCCAAAGGGGUUAUGAAGCAAGUACUUCUCUCUUCCUUCUCAUCUGUGUUAUUAGAUUUCUCUUCUCCUUUUCUUCUUCUCUUCUCGUCUGGGUUGAAGAGCUAGGAAUGUUUAUUCAUUCAGAUCAUCCCUCCAAGAGACUCAAAAUGAUGGAACAUGAACGAACGAGGCUAUGCAGGCCAUGUUAUUGAAAGUAAUAUCUCAUUAUGGGAAUAGGAGAACAUAUGCAAUCACAAAAAUGGAAGAAAUGUAGUCCCAAAUUUUCAAGAUUGCAGAUCAUGCACAGAUCCAUGCCAAACCACAAGGCUGAUCACUAUGAAGAUUCUGGGAAAAAAAUUGCUCUUUCCUCUGGACAAGGAUAUGAUAAAGGUAAAAUAAGGGAGAAACUGCAAUCCCAAGGCUCUAAUGCAAAGCACCAUGCAACUGAGCCAGAGGACCAACCUCUGUUGAAACCUACCAAUGAUGUGGUCCAUGAUGAUGAACAUAUGCCGCUCUCAGGGAACCCUUACUUUCAUUGCAUUAUCACGAAAUCAAAUAUCAAAUCCCUUUUUCAGUUGGUCAUUCCAGCCAAACUACAUUCAUUGCUUCCAUCAGUCAUUGUUCCUGUGGUUCUUAGUUUCCAGAACAAGUGCUGGAAGAUGAAAUAUUAUGGAGAUCGUAACUUGAAACGCUUUGAUCCCAGCUGGAGAAAUUUUGCAGUCGACAAUGAUUUGAAGGUUGGAGAUGCCUGUGUUUUUGAUCUCAUGACGAACACACGUGAGUUUAUCAAGUUCAGAGUGCAGAUUCUGAGAGGUGAUAUCCCAAAUGAAUUCCUCCGCAGUGUCAGUGGUGAGAGUUUGGAGAUGCCUAUUUCACUCGAUUAGGACUUUUUAUGCAUUAAUGAUUUGCUUAUUAGAUAUGUGUGCAUGUAUAUGUGGCUCUUAUAUCUCUACACAGGGCAUUAGCAAAUGCCAAUGCACCUAUACCUUGUUGGUCCUUAAAAAACUUACACUGUUGCAGAACAUUCAGGUGGCUGAUUCAUCUAUUAUUUGGACCCUCUAAAGACGAUCUAUGAACACCUGAUUAUGUUAUUGAACUGAGUGUUUGGCUUUUUGUGCUUAAAAA